AUGAUGGAUGCUCUAUCGGAUUUCUUCCAGAAGGAGAAGGUGGGGAGUAUUCGCAUUGACGGAGGCACACCACCUGAGAAGCGGCAUCACCUGGUGGCGCGCUUUCAGGAAGACCCUGGAACUCGCGUUGCUGUGCUGGGCAUCCAUGCAGCGGGUGUGGGACUCACACUCACAGCAGCCAGCACGGUGGUGUUUGCAGAGAUGGCGUGGAAUCCGGGGGACUUGGUUCAGGCAGAGGACAGGGCGCAUAGGAUAGGGCAGGCCAAUUCGGUGAACGUGUAUUACCUGCAUGCCCCUGAAACCAUUGACGACCUUAUAUGGAGUGUUGUGCAACACAAGCUGGAGAAUCUGGGGCAG
Messenger RNA from Closterium sp. Yama58-4, 357 nucleotides. NCBI's taxonomy places the organism in Eukaryota, Viridiplantae, Streptophyta, Zygnematophyceae, Desmidiales, Closteriaceae. The record is from the annotation of a GenBank genome assembly.